AUGUUCUUCUCCAAGGUCGUCGUGGCAGCCACUUCCUCUGCAGGACUCGUUGCAGCUGUCUCCAAUAGUACUGCCACAGCCACUUCACGCAACAUAACUGUUUCCAUGGUCAGAAGUGCGCCACCAAGCUGGCCUUCGCCGUUGCUGAACUACGACUGGACCGACUCCGUGCUCAACAUUUGCGAGACGGUCGAGGCUGGUAUCAGUCUCAUCAAAAAGGCUGCUCAAGAUGGUGCUCGCAUUAUAACCUUUCUGAAUUGUAGUUUCCAGGGUGAGAUGAGCUAUCAACAUCCAGAUUAUUUCACAAGCUAA
Messenger RNA from Aspergillus chevalieri, 312 nucleotides. RefSeq lists its product as uncharacterized. Lineage: Eukaryota; Fungi; Ascomycota; Eurotiomycetes; Eurotiales; Aspergillaceae. Bases 1 to 312 code for a protein of 103 amino acids. The transcript has a single exon. The record is from RefSeq and is a predicted model, not a curated record.